GGUGUUACUGCACUCGAGUACAUGCACUAUUUCUACGACGAAAAGUACAAAAUGGAGUGGGACCACACUAUAAAUGGUAUGGAUGUCGUGGAAAAAAUCAGCCGCGAUACGAUGGUUCUUCAUCAGAAACACAAAACGGUAUGGCCGGCCGCUGCCCGCGAAUCUCUAUUCGUUUCUCACAUACGUCGUGUGGAUGGUUCGAAAACGGGAGACGCAUACGAUCUCUACAUCGUAUGCAACAAAGAUGUCACUCGAUCGGACGUCCCGGUGAGGUUUUAG
Molecule: messenger RNA, 279 nt
Organism: Cylicostephanus goldi
Lineage: Eukaryota; Metazoa; Nematoda; Chromadorea; Rhabditida; Strongylidae
Source: the annotation of a GenBank genome assembly